Arachis stenosperma is the source of this 1053-nucleotide messenger RNA. RefSeq names its product protein FAR1-RELATED SEQUENCE 5-like. The record is from RefSeq and is a predicted model, not a curated record. The transcript is spliced from 6 exons. Gene Ontology annotation, biological process: regulation of DNA-templated transcription. NCBI's taxonomy places the organism in Eukaryota, Viridiplantae, Streptophyta, Magnoliopsida, Fabales, Fabaceae. Bases 1 to 1053 code for a protein of 350 amino acids.
AUGCAACUGUCGGAUGUUACUGAGGUUGGAAGUGAAGAGAAAGAUCUUGGUUACAAGUUUGCACAGUUGCACAUGGCUCAUGAAUUCUAUGUUGCCUACGCAAAGAAAGUAGGAUUUGCAACUAAGAUAAGGACGACAACAUGUGACAAGAUUACAAAGAAAACCGUUAACCAAGCUAUCCACUGUAAUCGAGACGGGUUUAACAGGUUUCGUGUCAAAGCACAAACGCGGAAGACUACGAUUUCAGCCGUCGGGUGCAAGGCAAGGAUAUAUGUGAAGUUUGAUAAGGAGAAGAAGCUGACCAUGCAGUCGAAGUGUGUGAUCGAGGAUAAUGAUGAGGCUGAGAUUCGACCAAACAAGACAUCAUUAACUUUGGCAAAUGAGGCUGGGGGUCUGUCUAACUUAGGAUUCUCAAAAAAGAAUUUAAGAUACUAUAUUACAGCAAAGCUCCGAACCAGCAACGUGAAUACGGAUGUUAGGAAAAUGAUGAACUACUUCAUGAGAAUGAAGGACAUCAAUCCGAACUUCUUCUACGCGGUGAAUUUGGAUGAGGAGUGUAAAUUCAGGAGUGUAGUAUGGGUGGAUACAAGGUGUAGGGCGUCGUACAAAUAUUACGGAGACAUCGUGUCAAUUAACAACACGUACAGUACAAACUGGCAUGGAUUACCGUUUGUGUCGUUUGUUGGUGUCAACCACGAUGGAACUAUUCCACAGCGGAUCAUCACCGAUCAAUGCAGAUCCAUUUUCCGUGCGAUCAGAAAGGCGUUACACGAUACACGCCACCGUUGGUGCAUCUGGCACAUUAUGAAGAAGUUACUGCACAAGCUUGGAGGUUAUCGCCGGUACAGAGAGUUGUAUGAUGACCUCAAUGACAUUGUGUGGAACUCUCGGAUGGUGGAGUCAUUUGAGGAUAACUGGUUUGAAUUUAUAGCUGAGUACAACUUACAUAACAACACAUGGUUGUCAAACCUCUAUGAUGACCGACGCAUGUGGGUCCCCAUAUACUUCAAGGGUGAAUUUUGGGGCUGCCAUGAGGAGUACGCAAAGGAGUGA